Molecule: messenger RNA, 2507 nt
Organism: Esox lucius (northern pike)
Lineage: Eukaryota; Metazoa; Chordata; Actinopteri; Esociformes; Esocidae
Product: trichohyalin-like
Exons: 2
Coding region: 16-2442 (808 amino acids)
Source: RefSeq, a predicted model, not a curated record
GGAAAGACAGAAGAGAUGCUUGAAGAAAGGCAGAGAGAGAUGGAGGCAGAGAGGAUGCAAAUGGAGAGUGAACUGAAAAGCAGACAAGACAGGCUUGAAAAGAGGCAGAGAGAAAUGGAGGCAGUGGGAAAGAAAAUGGAGAGUGAUCUGAGAAAGAGAGAAGACAUGCUUGAAGAAAGGCAGAAUGAGAUGGAGGCAGAGAGAAGGAAAAGGGAGAUUAAACGGAGAAAGAAAGAACACAUCAAUGGUGACACUGACCAUCUGAGGGAAUUGAGGAGGGGGAGAGUUAAAAUGGAUAAAGGUCAAACGGAAAUCAAAGAAGUACGUCCAAAGCAACAACAUCCCAAAGAUCACAUUAAAAAGGAAGACCCACAAGUCAAAGAAAAGAAUGACAUGGACAUUCAAGGGCCUGAGCUACUGGGAAGUGGAAUGGAUGGAGGAAUGAAGAAAGAAAGAGUUGUUAAAACAAGAUGUAAACUCAAAGUUAUGAAAGAAGGUCCCAAGGAAAACGAUUCUAAAAAGCCAGACACAAGAGUGAAACCAACUGAAGUGAUUGUUUUAAUGCAAGACGUAGUGUGCCGGGCAAUUGACACAGAUGUGGAAAUGAAGCAAGAGAGAGUAGAUAUAUUAGGCAUUGUCCCAAAUGAAGAAAAUACCAAAGGACAUGUUGAAUAUGUAAAGAAACAAGUUCAAGAAGAGACUGACAUGGAUUUCUUUGUUGAAGAACUAGAUCAACUGCAAAAUGACUUGGAUGUGGGAAUAAAGCACAGGACAACAAAUCCCAAAAAGGAAGACAAACUGAAAGUCAUGAAAAAAAGUUCAAACGUACAACAUGCUACAGAUAAUGACAAACAAAGAAAAGUAAUAAAAGGAAGUCCAAAUGAACAAAAUUCCAAAAGACAUGUUAAAAUUGUAAGGAAACAUGUUCAAGAAGAGACUGACAUGGAUUUUUUUCUUGCAGAAUUAGAGCAACUGGAAAAUGACUUGGAUGUGGGAAUAAAGAACAGGACAACAAAUCCCAAAAAGGAAGACAAACUGAAAGUCAUGAAAAAAAGUUCAAACGUACAACAUGCUACAGAUAAUGACAAACAAAUAAAAGUAAUAAAAGGAAGUCCAAAUGAACAAAAUGCCAAAGGACAUGUUAAAAUUGUAAGGAAACAUGUUCAAGAAGAGACUGACAUGGAUUUUUUUCUUGCAGAAUUAGAGCAACUGGAAAAUGACUUGGAUGUGGGAAUAAAGAACAGGACAACAAAUCCCAAAAAGGAAGACAAACUGAAAGUCAUGAAAAAAAGUUCAAACGUACAACAUGCUACAGAUAAUGACAAACAAAUAAAAGUAAUAAAAGGAAGUCCAAAUGAACAAAAUGCCAAAGGACAUGUUGUAAAUGUAAAGAAACAAGUUCAAGAAGAGACUGACAUGGAUUUUUUUCUAGAAGAAUUGGAGCAACUGGAAAAGGAAUUGGAUGUGGGCGUAAAGCACAGAACAUCAAAUCCAAAAAACGCAGACAAGCUAAGAUUUAUGGAUGAAAGUCUUAAUGAACAACAUUCUACAGAGGAUGACAAACAAAGCAAAGUUGUCAAAGAAAAUGCAAAGCAACAACAUGAUAUGAAGUUAGAGAAACAAGCAGAAGACGAAACCGAAGGGAAUUUGUCAAGUGCCUGGGGAAUGAAGCACUGGGGAUCAAAUUCCAAAAAGGUAGAUGCACUUAAAGAUGCAAAAGAAAGUUCCAUGGACAAACAUGCUAGAGAGGAUGACAAAAAAAGAAAAGAAAAUGAACUCAUUCAAGAUGAAAAAACUGCCAAAGAACAUGUGAAAAAUAUAGGCAAACAAGUUGAAGAGACUACCAUGGAUUUGGUAAUUGAAGACCUUGAACUGCUGGAAAGUGGGAAUGAUGGGGGAUUGAAGCUCAAGAGAUCAAAUACUAAAAUGGAAGACAAACUUAAUGUGACAAAAGAAAGUCCAAAUGAAGAACAGGCUAAAAGAUUCGAGACACAAGUAAAAAAAGAAACCAAAGUGAAUUAUUCUAUUGAAAAGGUAGCACUAAUGGAAAAAGACACAGAUGGAGGAAUGAAGAACAUGAGAUCAAAUCCCAAAAAGGAAGACAAACAAAGAAAAGCACUAAAAGAAAGACAAAUUGAACAAAAUGCCAAAGGAAGUAACAACAGAAAGACAAAGGACACACAAGUCAUAGAAGAGACCGACGCAACCUACAAGAAAGAAAUCCAAACCGAGAUGCCAAAGUCAAUUCUUGACAAGAUACGCAAUAAAAUCGACCAACACAGAACCCAAAAGAAGGAAAAACAGAAACAAAAAAAUCUUCAAUUCCUUCAAGAAGCAUUGACCACUCAUGAAGUAUUAGAUGUGGCAUUAAACAUACAUGCCAAAAAGAAGCCUAGAAAAUGGGUCAAAUGCCAGGAUUUUUCAAUAUUUCAGUGUAAAUGAACUGCACCGUAGAUUCCCUGGAUGCUGAAAUCAACUGAAAGGUGCCAUGUGGUUCUGGAACAUGA